GUCACCCGGCGUCCCUUCUGAGCACUCAUACCAGUAGCGGCCUCGUCCACCGCGAAACUCGAGGCUGUUGUGAUCGACAGCGGCGUGCAGCCACCCCUCUCGGUCCCGCCGCUAACCCAGGCUGAGUGGGGGAUAUGCACACACCACAGGUACCAGGGGCUUGACCUGAUGAUGAGCACGCAGGGCAGGCCAAGUACUGUAUAUAACGAGGCGGAUUCUUGACAACUGGCGACAAGCGCAGGGCUCUCUGCACAGUCGUAUCACCAUCGAGAUGCGGCUUUCUGGAGCAUUUUCCGUAUUCUUGGCCUCGGCUGCAAUUGCUACGGGGUCUAUUCUACCGCGCUUCGCCAACGACUCAGGGUACCAGCUACAGACUGGCCCGCUCGACACGCCCUGGACCGCGGACGUAGGCACGGACCCGUGGCCUGAGCAUCCACGCCCAAAGGCCCAGCGCGCGCAAUGGAAGAAUCUGAACGGCGUGUGGCGCUGGCGAAGUGUGGCCGCUGGGCAGGUCAACUCGCCGCCUACGGGACAGACGCUCGAGCGGGCGGUCUUGGUUCCAUCGUGUCUUGAGAGCGCAUUGUCUGGUAUCAUGGAGAGAGGACAUCUCUACAGCUGGUACCAGACGUCUUUCGACGUGCCCUCCGAUUGGCCAUCAGGAAACCGUGUGUUGAUCAACUUCGGCGCUGUCGACUAUGAAGCUACAGUCUUCGUCAACGGCAGAGAGGUCGGCUUCCAUAGGGGUGGAUACUUUGAGUUCACUUUCGACGUGACGGAUUACCUAUCGAGCAACGGCACCAAUGAGCUACUCGUGCAUGCUUUCGACCCUACAGAUACCGACAGGUACCAAAUCCCCAUCGGGAAACAGACACUGACCCGCAACGGCAUGAUCUGGUACACACCCUGCACCGGUAUUUGGCAGACAGUGUGGCUGGAGUCGACGCCCGCCGAGUACAUCACAACGAUGGACCUGGCCGCCGGAGCAGACGGCAGUGUAAACGUCACGGUACACAGCAGCACAAACGGCACAGCAUCGUAUGAAAUCACAGUGCAUGAGCUCGGCUCAGAGGCAGCAAAGACUUCUGCGACAGGCACCAGCGGCAGCCCUUUCGUCUUCAAGGUUGACUCGCCCAGCCUCUGGACCCCUAGCACGCCCACCCUGUACAACAUCACAGUCCAGCUAGGCAGUGACUCAAUUUCCAGCUACACCGGCUUCCGCACUAUCUCGCGCGGCGUUGUCGACGGGAUCCAGCGCCCACUCCUCAAUGGCGAAUUCGAGUUCGUCUGGAGCCCGCUCGACCAGGGCUACUGGCCCGACGGCAUCUACACCCCCCCAACCGUUGAAGCCAUGCGCUACGACCUUGAGCAGCUCAAAUCCGCCGGCUUCAACGCAGUCCGCAAACACAUCAAAGUCGAGCCCGCCCUCUACUACCGCGCAGCGGACGAACUUGGUCUCCUCAUCAUCCAAGACAUGCCUUCCCUUCGUCCCGAUCUGCCCGACCCUAACAACGGCUGCGGCUCAAUCCGCCUCGAGUCCGCCGCAGCCCAAGAAGAAUUCAACCGCCAACUCGCCCUCCUUGUGACCCAACUCCGCAGCCACACCAGCAUCAUGGCCUGGACCAUCUACAACGAAGAAUGGGGCCAAGCCACCGACGCCUCUCAGCCGUGGCCCGAGUUCGGCCUCACAGCCCUCGUCCACUCCCUCGACCCCACCCGCCUCGUCAACGCGGUCUCGGGCUGGACCGACCACGGCGCCGGCGACUUCGACGACAACCACCACUACAGCACGCCGCAGUGCGGCACGCCGUUCUGGUCCGCGCAGGGCUCCGGCUACAACACCGCCUACGACCCGUCGCGCAUCGGCCUGCAGGGCGAGUUCGGCGGCGUCGGCACCCAGCUGGCGCCCGAGCACGCGUGGUUCGAUAAUUUGGAUCAGCAGACGGCGUACGAGCUUGCGAACACGACGGAGGCGUGGAAUCACCGCUGUUUGCAGAACGUGGAGCAGUUGAGGGAGCAGGUGGAGAGGUGGGCGUGCUCGGGGGGUGUGUGGACGCAGACGACGGACGUCGAGGGGGAGGUCAAUGGGUUGCUGUCGUAUGAUCGGAGGAUUAAUCGGAUGGAAGUCGGGGCGUGGGUUGAGGCAGCGAAGGGGCUGUUUGAGGCGGCGCGAGGGAGAACAAAUGGCUCGGCGUCUGCGGGUGUGGUGAUGGGUGCGGGACUGGGGGUGGUGGACGGGCAGCAACUGCUCCCGUAGGCCACGCACUGUAUAGCAGGUGUUGUGCUGUUGGAUGCCACUAGCCCUUUGCCCUACCUCCCAGUUUACAUAGUCGCGCUCAGGCACAUAGUGUAUCGAUCACCAAACGACCUAUAGUUCCGUUCUCUCAAGACCAGAGAUGCGCUUGUGUCUUCCUCUUACU
Molecule: messenger RNA, 2417 nt
Organism: Boeremia exigua
Lineage: Eukaryota; Fungi; Ascomycota; Dothideomycetes; Pleosporales; Didymellaceae
Product: glycoside hydrolase superfamily
Exons: 4
Coding region: 272-2254 (660 amino acids)
Biological process (GO): carbohydrate metabolic process
Molecular function (GO): hydrolase activity, hydrolyzing O-glycosyl compounds
Source: RefSeq, a predicted model, not a curated record